AUGGAAAACAACACCUUCAACAGCCCCAUACUCCAGCUGGAGGGCUUAAAAAUUCAAGAGGAUUCUGUUCAUCUUGUCUUUUUCCUCUUUCUGUUUUCCUACAUAGUUUUUAUGAUUAUGAAUUUGGGAAUUUUAGCAAUAAUUUUUAUGGAAAAGAACCUUCAUCAGCCGAUGUAUGUGCUGUUUUGUAACCUGACCAUCAGUGAUAUCAUUGGAAGUACUCAUAUUUUACCCCGUUUGCUCUCAGACAUCUUACUGCCUCCUGCUGAACGUCUAAUCGGUUAUUAUGAAUGUGUGGUUCAGGCUUUUAUCACACAUAUGUUUGGCACUACUUCACACACUGUACUGAUGGUAAUGGCCUUUGACAGGUAUGUGGCCAUCUGUCAUCCUCUGCACUAUAGCACAAUAAUGACCAGGAAAAUAAUUGUUCAGUUGAUAGUGUUCUCAUGGGGAGCACCAUUUGUUCUGGUGUUGUUCUUCAGGUUUGCAGCUGCCGCAGCAGGGAUUUUUGACAGAUACGGCAUCUGGAUGCUCAGGAGGCCGACCACGGGGCUGGGGACGAAGCAGCGUCUUAGGGGGACCACCGGAGGCAUGGCAGAGGUUCUGGGGGCCGGCCGAGGAUCCGGCGAAGCUGACACUCUGGGGGUCUGCCACGGGGUCGGCGGUGAAGCUGACGCUCUGGGGGUCUGCCGCGGGACCGGAGGCGAAGCUGACGCUCUGGGGUCAGGCCGCGGGGCCGAAGGCGAAGCAGCUUCUCAGGAGGAUGACGCCCAAACUUCAGCAGGUACCCCCACGGGGUACCCCGUCCCCUCCUCGGCAGCUCAGGAACAGGCUCAGUAG
Cyprinodon variegatus (sheepshead minnow) is the source of this 840-nucleotide messenger RNA. Its product is annotated as olfactory receptor 1496-like. NCBI's taxonomy places the organism in Eukaryota, Metazoa, Chordata, Actinopteri, Cyprinodontiformes, Cyprinodontidae. The transcript has 4 exons. Gene Ontology annotation, biological process: G protein-coupled receptor signaling pathway. Gene Ontology annotation, cellular component: membrane. Gene Ontology annotation, molecular function: G protein-coupled receptor activity. The record is from RefSeq and is a predicted model, not a curated record. The coding region runs from base 1 to 840 and encodes 279 amino acids.